AUGUGUUUGAACCCGGUGAUCGACAAACAGGACUUUGAGGAAAGGUUCAUCGGCACUGCUGACCUUGAGUCCGGAGACUUCGACUACAUCGUGGUGGGCGCCGGCAGCGCGGGCUGCCCCCUGGCCGCGCGGCUGGCGAAGAGCGGCGCCUCGGUGCUGCUGCUGGAGGCGGGCGGUGAAGCACAUCGCAGCAGGGAAGUGCAGAUGCCGAAGAGGAUGUAUGGACUGUGGCAAUCCGAGGUGGAUUGGGGUUUCCGCUCCGUGCCUCAAGAGCAUUUGCUGCCCCGGGGCCGUGUCAUCGAUUUGGAGCGCGGCAAAACCUUGGGGGGCAGCAGCGCCAUCAACUACAACAUGUGGGUCCGCGGUGCACCGGAGGACUACGAUCGCUGGGCCGAGGAGUUUGGCUGCAGUGGCUGGAGUUACAAAGAGGUCCUGCCACACUUCAAAUCCAUAGAAUCCCUGGAGGGCUACGAUCAGCGCUAUCGAGGUGACUCGGGCCCUGUGAAGGUGGCUCAAACAUUUCCACCCAUGGAGGAAGUGCAGGACUUCAUGAGGGCCUGCGAAGCCACUGGGGCCGAGCGCAACCCUGACUACAACGCCGCCAAGCUGCCGGGCGCAGGACUCACCCAGUUCAACACCGCACAAGGUGGGCGUGAAGAUUGUUUCUCCGCCUUCAUCGAACCUCUGCUGAGGUGGUAUCCCAACCUGCGUGUGGCUUCAGAAACCUUUUGCCACAAGGUGGUCCUAGAGGAGUCGGAGGGUCAGGCGCCACUGGGCGAGGUGCGUGCCACGGGUGUUGUUUUGGAGCUCCGGAGUGGUCAGAUCAUCACGGUGAAGUGCAGGCAUGAGGUGAUCUUGUCCGCCGGUGCCGUCUUGACGCCUCAGCUGCUGAUGUUGAGCGGCAUUGGAGAAAAGGAACACCUCAAGGAGCAUGGCAUCCCAUGCCUUCGCGACUUGCCGGUUGGGCAAAACAUGCAGGACCAUCCCUUUGUGCCCUCGGCCUUGCUGGGCCACGCACGGACUGCCGAGGCCACAGGUGCACAGUACCGAAACAGCAGUGGCAUGAAUGCCCACCUCUUUUGGCAGUCCGAUCUGGACAAAAAGCGGGAAAAGAAACUGAAACGAUCCUUGGGCGCCGACAUUCAGAUCAUCUUCGUGAAUCGGCCAGAUCCCAGCAUGGGUCUGAAAACCGGGCUCUUUCUGGCGGGGCAGAAACUCUUCGGAUCUCUUAGCCCCGACUAUCGCAGUGACUACAAGCUGGCGGCGAGUGCGGUGGCCUCUCUGAUGAGAUCUCUGCUGAAGCUUCAGUCUGUGCGUGAAGCCUUUACGGCAAGAUUCUUCUCGCUGACCAUUGUCAAUAACCACAACCAGAGUCGUGGAACGGUUCGCCUCAGGUCUGCCGAUCCCCAUGAGCCGCCACUGAUCGAUCCCAAGCAUUUCUCAGAUCCGGAGGACCUUGAAGCCUUCGUUCAGGGCUACAGGCGAAUGAUGGCGGUCCUGAAGCACGACAGCAUGACGAAACACAUGGACCCUACGGGCGUGGUGCCACUUCCGAGUGCAGAUGGUCCACAGGAAGAGAUCGAGAACUAUAUCUUGAAGAACUCUCAGACCACCUGGCAUUACUCUUGCACCACACCCAUGGGAGCCGUUGGAGAUCCCAAAGCUGUUUGCGACCCCGAAGGCCGUGUUCAGGGUGUGCGCAACUUACGUGUCUGUGAUGCAGGACUGAUGCCCGUGAUCCUUGGCGGUCGCCUUUGUAGGGCUCCAAGGGGCGCAACUUAG
Molecule: messenger RNA, 1782 nt
Organism: Cladocopium goreaui
Lineage: Eukaryota; Dinophyceae; Suessiales; Symbiodiniaceae
Source: the annotation of a GenBank genome assembly